Pectinophora gossypiella (pink bollworm) is the source of this 3787-nucleotide messenger RNA. Its product is annotated as RNA polymerase II-associated protein 1. The record is from RefSeq and is a predicted model, not a curated record. The coding region runs from base 143 to 3745 and encodes 1200 amino acids. Lineage: Eukaryota; Metazoa; Arthropoda; Insecta; Lepidoptera; Gelechiidae. The transcript has a single exon. Gene Ontology annotation, cellular component: nucleus. Gene Ontology annotation, biological process: transcription by RNA polymerase II.
ACAUAAACAUAACCUCAAUAUACUUUAUACUGAUUUUUAUGUAAAAAAAUCUAUUGUAAACUGUUAGUUUACCUGUGAUGAUAAAGUGUUCGUAGUUCUGGUACAAUCUCGCAUUGCAAAUAACGUUUUAUUUAUAUCCACUAUGAUCAGAAGACCAAAGCCAGGGGAAGGCGAAGAAGACAUUCUUCGAAUGCAAGAAGAAUUUCUGCGAGAGAAAGAAAAAGAUGGGAGCUACCAGCCAGCGGCUCAGGUGGUUAAUUUACGGCCCCCGGAACCCAAGCACCAGGCUAGCACCAGCAAAACAGGUACGCGGAAACCUUCAAAGUAUGCACAGUCUAAAGGACUUAAAAAUCACUCUGAAAAAGUUAUUAUAAACCAAACAAGUACUGGCUCUGUCAUGGGCGAUGUCUUAGAGAAGAAUUUAGAAGAAACGCCAAAAGAAAGUGAACCGGAAGUAGAAGAUGACAAAGUCUACUAUCCAAAGGUCCUACCAUCACUAUUAGGAAACAUUAUUGAGAAGAACUUAGAUCAAAUUGUUGAUUUAAGUAUCCCAUUUCCAUCUGAAGGGUUUCCAGUUGCCACAAAAAGAGAUUUAAGUAUCAGACCUGGUAAGAAAAGUAUUGAAGCACAGGCAGCCAAGAAGAUGAAGCAAGUGUCUUCAGAAAUGGAUAUUGAUGAACCUUCUUCUUCUCACCCUGCCAAGGACAACAACACAUCUAUGAAUCUUCCAGAAAAAAGCUACCUUGUCACAUCAAAGGAUGCAGCAGACAUUCAUAAUGACAAUAUAAAGAUACUCAGUAAAAUGACUGAAAUAGAAAUUUUGGAGGAGCAACAAAAACUGCUAUCUUCUUUAGAUCCAAAACUUGUAGCUUUUAUAAAAGCCAGACGACAAGAAAAUGUGGUAAAGGAUGUUGCAGAAAAGAUGGACACUACGGAAUCUACACAGCUACCUGCAGUAGACCUAGUUCACAAUGAUAGUUUAUGGGAAAAUGAUGUCCUCUCUCAUCCUAAUGUAGAUAAGUGGCUUCAUUGUGAUUCUUUGGAAAAGGACAAAUUAGAAUGGAUGAAAGGCAUUGAAGAAAGCAAGAAUUUAAAAGCAGACCAGCCUUACGAAGCGAGGUUUAAUUUCAAGGGAUAUCUUCUGCCUUACUCUAUGGAAUAUAAUGAAGAGAACAAGACACUGUUUCAUCACGGAAAUGAACCACAUAGACCUGGAUAUUCUCUUACAGAACUGAUUGAAUUAUCUCGUUCAUCAAUCACUCAGCAGAGAGUAAUGGCUCUGAAUACAAUAGCAGGUGUCCUAGAAUAUUACAGUGCAGGAAUAUACAAAGACAUCAUUGAAAUCCCGUUGAGCAAAAUGUUUUUUAUUGUCAGAAUUGCCAUGGAUGAAAAUAAAGUAAUCAUUUUAGAGCCAGCAUUGAAGGCAAUGCGCAAUAUAAUAUUUAACAGAAUAGACGAAGCAAGUCUCGACGCUUUAGUGGGUUUUGAAGAAGGAUUCAAGCAGCCAUGUUUAGAAAAUGACAAGUCAGAAAUUGCAGAGUUGGAGUCACAAGAAUCUGAAUUCAAUGACUUUCAUUUAGCAGAAAUAGAUAUUAUAACAGCACUAUUAAGAACAGACAUUUUACAGAGACUAUACUACGUUUUAGAAACUGUGAGGCCAAGUUUUAACUGUGUUCAAUAUUCAGUGCAAAUAUUAACAAGAUUAGCUAGGGAUUCAGUUGAAACAGCGAAGAAAAUUGUUGAGAUGGAUCAUCUUAUGGAGACAAUAAUGAAGCAUUUUAUUCCAACAUCUAGCAUCAAUUUUGCAUUCAGACCAGAAAUUGUGUAUAAUGGAAAACCAGUACUUUCUGCUUUAAAGCUACUAAGAGUUCUGUCCUUGCAGUCUGAAGAAAUUUGUAAAUUGCUAUCAUCAAAAUAUGAUAUCUUCAAACCAAUUUCAGAAUAUAUCAGCUCUGGUGUAGAUGGAACUUAUGGCUUGCGAAUUCAGAUAGAAGCAUUUUGCAUUCUUUCCAACUUAGUCCAUUAUGGCGUUAGUAUGUACAAUGCUACGACAUUGUGUCCUAUUAUAGAGACAACUAUUUACAAACAUGUGCGGGGGACUGAUAUUUACAUUAACUCUUCUGUUAUAUCAGCCACACACGCAGCAGUGGUUUUGCAAUCAGUUAGUAAGCUAUUGGGUGAUCGAUCUAUUUAUUUGGAUAGUUUCCAAAAUUCGAUUUUUUCCUUGAUGCAGCAAGGAAUCCCAAAGUGGUUGGCGCAGUUAUCCCGAUCUCAAAGCUUCACAUGCGCACACUUGCGUCUACUUUGUGCUGCUUUAGAUUGCUGCAGAACUAUAUUAUUACGAACCAUAAACUACCCAACAGAAUUUUUAAAUGAUUCUUUAAAAAGCUUUGCAACUUCUCGAGGCUAUAAAGAGGUCCUCAAGAAUUUGGUAUCGAGUUCAAAUCUGCUGUCUGGGAUUGAGAACAAAAAUUUACACUUGACAACAAACUUGGUGACUCUUGGCAGCUCAGUAGUUGACUCAGCACAAAAAGUUUUGCCACUGCUGACAGUGACUUCACCUGUACCAUUUCUAGCGUCACUUUUUAACCUUCUGAAAUAUGCAAAUAAAGAAGUAGCUGGACUAUUUUUGGAAAGUAUAACUACUUACAUGAAUAAAUUAGCAAGCACUAUACCUAGCCUCACUGAUAACUGGUUUACAAGAAUAGAAUCAGAUCUAAUUUUCCAUAUAGUGUACCUAGCUGAUCAAUGCGGGAUUGAAGAAGUAAAAACAGAUCUGGUAUAUGCAGUAGCAAGCAAACUUUGUUACAUUUUAAGAAUUGACAAAAAAGUCGAAGUAAAUUAUCUUUUCGACCAAGUUUUGUUCAACAAGGAUUGGUUCACGGCAGAGCGUUUAAUGAAUCUUGUAUCGCUUUCUGAUGCAGAUGGUUUAUCGAAAGCUUCUGCAGAAAAUAUAAAGCAAUGUUAUCAUAAAGUUAUUAACUUGAAUUAUGAAGACACUGGCCCUAACAUCGUAUUACGCAAAUGGCAAGAACCAAUAUUGCCAAGAGAUUGGAUUUAUUUACCGAUACUCUCUCUGUAUAGUAAAAGUCAAGAAACUGAAUCAACUCCUAAAGUUGUAGGAGAACACGCAAAGAAAGUGGCUGCAUUGAUUGCAGCGGAAAAAGAAAUGAUAAUAAGCUGCAGUUUAGAGUGGAUUUUGUUCAAUGAACUUUGCUUCCCUGACCUACUAAAUGACAUCGAUAAAACAGAUAGAUUCUGCCGCAUCAUGUGCGUAUUUUUAUGCGACAAUUCUUUGUUCUUGGAACCGAAAAUUAAGUUGCUUUUGCAAAAAUGUACGCAGAUGUUAUUCAAGAAGAAAGCGGCGUUUAACUUCGACAAGCAGCUUGUGGGUUUGAAUAAUUUCCAAGAUUUCUACACUCAGUUUCUGGAGCAGUUCCAGUCAGUUAGUUAUGGUGAUCACACUUUUGCCGCGUGUGUAUUGGUACCAUUAGCACAGAAACACAAUGUAAAAUGGAGAAAACUUUUGUGGUCUGAAUACGCAGGAUGCUUGAGGGCUCUUGAUUGUCCGGAAGAAUAUUUAUGCUACAAUAUGCAAGAGUAUUUAUGCCCAGAAGAAACUGAUGAGUCCCUAAUAAAGUCGUACGUCCAAGCACUCUCUGGUAACUUGUUAAGGCCCAAUACAAUAGCAUACAGAAUAGCGAAACAUCAUCUAGAAGCCUUUAAAAAUCGUACAAAUAAAUAACAAACUUGUAUAAUCCUAGAUGUAUAUAAGGUCUCACCUAUA